Molecule: messenger RNA, 1917 nt
Organism: Pisolithus orientalis
Lineage: Eukaryota; Fungi; Basidiomycota; Agaricomycetes; Boletales; Pisolithaceae
Exons: 8
Coding region: 1-1788 (595 amino acids)
Molecular function (GO): GTP binding
Source: RefSeq, a predicted model, not a curated record
AUGGCGAAUGCACGGUGCCGGCAGUCCUCCCAGCCUUGCCCCAGCAUUCUCCUGCGCUUCCUUAUGUCUCCGUCGCAGAGUCGCUCUCUAUCUCACUCUCCAAUAAGGUGUGGGGUUGACGAAGUGGGAGGGGAGUCCUCCACGUUUGCGGCUGCCAGCAUCGUUUCAGCUCCUUUUGGCAAUGCAUCUGAAUGCGAACCGUACGAGGAUGAUCGUCGUACACCGCUGAGAAGCGAUUGGAAUGUCAACACCUGGCUGGACAGGCUCCACUUGUUUCCCAGCACCCCUCGCGAUGACACUACUGUUGACCACGAAAGCAAGCAUGAUCAAACGAGGGAGACAAUGCCGCCCCCUACAUCACCCACUGAAGAAGUUACGAUUACCCCAGAUGAUAUCGUCAUUGCUGUCAUGGGCCCCAGUGACUCGGGGAAGACCACAUUUAUCGACCGCGCAGUCGGAAGACCCGAUGUAGGCUGUGGAUCGACUUCCUGCACAAAGGAAGUGCGCCCUGUCCGAUAUCCCCACUCCGAUGACGGUCGCAACAUUAUCUUGGUUGAUACACCAGGGUGCAAUGAUACAUUCAUGCCAGAUUUCCAGGUUCUUGGGGAAAUCACACAGUGGUUGAAUGCGAUCUACAGCAAAAACGUCAAAUUGAGCGGCAUCCUGUAUUUCCAUCGAAUUUCGGACCACAGAAUUAGAGAAGCCCCGUCAAGGAGCUACAAAAUCUUCAAAGAGCUUUGUGGCAGAGAUACCUGCAAGAAUGUCAUAUUCGUUACCACAAUGUGGGACGAAGUAUCAGAAGAGGUUGGCUCGCAGCGUGAACAGGAACUGCAGUCUGAUUUCUGGCGAGCAAUGAUCAAGUUGGGAUCGACCACUCACCGCUUCGAAGGGACUACCGAAUCUGCUCGGAAAAUAAUCAAUUCCGUCUCUAUUUCACCGCCGGCUGAGCGCCGCCCACUUCAAAUCCAGCGGGAAAUGGUAGAUAAACACCUACCACUUCACAAAACAGCUGCAGGGAGAACAAUUUUAGAUAGGCUUUUCAAUCUCAUGCCUCGUUCCGAGGGGAUUUUCGCACGGAUUAAAAAGGGUACGAAGAGAACGAGUUUUCGGACGCCGAGUGUCACCCUCACCUAUGAUCCCACCGAUACCCAGCCCGUUGGGAUGGGAAUAAGCAGUUCCGGGGCUUGUAGCGUGCAAGGUUACCGGAGUGCUUUGACUCAGGUAAUAUUCACCUUGCAGGCCGCCGUUAGCGCUCCAGAACUUGUCCGUAUCCAUUACCCGAUCGCUCCGUGUCUUGAAAUUGCUCUGUUCAUUGAGUCCAUGCCGGAAACGCACCACGCACUUUUUCAAGUUUUAGAGACUGCUAUACCACUGAUCAAUGUGACCAUUUACCGUGCAAAAGAGGCAAGGUUAACGCGAGAUGUAAAGGCAGCAGUCGACGAGUUUGCAAAGGAAAUGAACCAUGUGCAUGAAAUCAUCCAGGAUCUCACCAAAAGGACGCCUGAAGCACGACGUAUCCUUCAAUCGACAGAUGCCCGUAUUAUUUCUUCCUGCGCAAAGUCGAUACGGCUAUUGCGCGAGGUCCUUUCAUCGGCAUCCUCCAUAAAAUACGACCUCCGUAGUGUGGAUGAUGGUUUGGGGGCCUUGAAGCGGGGCUUGGAGAUUGUUGGUAUUCUCUCGUUAUCGGCCCUCGGAGUGGUUAUCUUAACAGUAUCGAUUAGGACAAUUGCAGCUGUGGCAUUCCCACAGAGCCAGAGCAAGCCCUCUCGCCCUAAAUGUUGGUUGUGACUUGGAAAUGCGUGAAUCUCUCACAAACACCAUUGCUCCAUCUCCAUAAGCCGUAUUAACUGAUGUUCAUACACAUUCAUUCUUCCGCCCCUAGUUGUGGUGCACAAAAUCAUGUUGCCACCCUACACG